Danaus plexippus (monarch butterfly) is the source of this 1796-nucleotide messenger RNA. RefSeq names its product protein extra-macrochaetae (gene emc). Gene Ontology annotation, molecular function: protein dimerization activity; transcription regulator activity. The transcript has 2 exons. NCBI's taxonomy places the organism in Eukaryota, Metazoa, Arthropoda, Insecta, Lepidoptera, Nymphalidae. Gene Ontology annotation, cellular component: cytoplasm; nucleus. The coding region runs from base 94 to 516 and encodes 140 amino acids. The record is from RefSeq and is a predicted model, not a curated record. Gene Ontology annotation, biological process: negative regulation of transcription by RNA polymerase II; circadian regulation of gene expression; cell differentiation.
AUCUCCUCAUUCCACUCUAGCCGCUCGCUCGGAGGUACGUGUCGUGCCGUGUUACUCGUAUCAUACCAGUGUUCGUGUUUUGUGAUCAUCACGAUGAAAGCCAUAACGGCGAUGUGUGCGACCGGAGCCUCCGUGCCGGCGAUCGCCAGCGGACGUGUUCAGAGACACCGAGACGGCGAAAACGCUGAGAUACAGAUGUAUCUCUCGAAAUUACAAGACCUCGUGCCUUUCAUGCCAAAAAAUAGGCGCAUCUCUAAGUUAGAAGUCAUCCAGCAUGUCAUUGACUACAUCUGUGACCUGCAAUCAGCUCUGGAAAAUCAUCCAGCGGUUGGACAGUUCGAAGCCGAGGCAGCUCUAGCGCCGACUUGUACUUCUCCGCCAAAACCGCGUCGCAGGCCUCUCGGACCUCGCCCAGCUCCCAAUACAAUCCUCCCGACUGACAAAGCUGUACCUUCACAUCAUUCAAAUCACACGACGCCGGAGAAACAGGACCAACCGGACAGGUCGACGUGCUAAGUGUUUGCUAGGUUAAAGAACAUUUUUAUUAAUGGACAUCAAGUAUACCUCGAGGUGCGCGGCGCGCUCUGUAGGUUCGAACUGUGCUAGAAAGCUCCACAAGGGAGCCUCCAGGUCCAGUGAACAUCAUCUCGUGAUGAUAUCCUAAGCACGAUCUCGUUAAGAUCAUUAUGUUUAUUUAAUUAUUUGAUGGCAUUACGCUAAGACUUGAGCAUUGCAAUGCAAUCGACCGCAUCCCAGCGCGCCCCGGCCGGCUGGUCGCUGGCGAGGCGCCCUGGUGACGGAUUGUUUGUUAUAAUGUUAAUGUAUAAAGCUUUAUUAGUUAUUAAUGUAGGUCGGUGUACGUGAACAUGUCUGUAAAUAAUGUUGAGUGGUUCGCGACAUCUUAUCUUUCUUAACUACGUGGAACAAUUCUAAUGGAAAUGCAAUAAAUUUGUCAUGAACAUAGUUUGAUUUGUAUUAUGUUCUGUGAAAAGAUUUCUUUUUUUUUUUCUUUAUAAUUCGCUUCUAGUAUUUUAGUUUUAAAACGAUGCUUCCAUUUAUAUCAAAGAAGUGAAUCAAUUUAAAGUUGAUUUACCUAUAUAGCUUUAUUUUAAGUUAAUUUCAUGAGUGUGAUUAUGCAUGGCGAUUUUGUUGCUCUUAUAGAUUAUAAAGAAUAUAUAAGUAAGUGCUAAACGUAAUAUUACAUUUUAACUAAUUUAUCAGACUGCGUUUAGUACGAACAUGUAAAUAGUGUAUUUAAAAAAAAAAAAUUAUAUACAAGAAUAAAAAAAAAAUUAGCAAAAAUUAUCAAAUUUGAGACACUUUAUGAUUUUAUAUUGAAUAUAAGGUGAAAAUGCUUUAAUUAUCUUAUAUGAUUCUUAUUAAUUGUAUUAUGAUUUUAAACAGACUGUUAUAGUUAUAAUUAUUUUGGGAUGUAGCGGCAACGAAUGUACAUACAAAUAGCUAUGUAUUACAGUAAACACAAAUAGAUUAUGUAAACCAGGGCCCGUUAAACAAUAGCGUACUUUAGUCAUAGUAACAUAAAUCUUGGCAAGAUUCUAAUACACGGAUGAAUUAAGAAGACAUCUUUAAAUACGCGUGUGUGUACCAGCAUUGUUUAACGUGCUCUCGUUGGUCACGUGAUCGUUCAAUCGAUCACGUUUUUGGCAGCUUAUUGCAUUAUAUUACAUCUUACUGAUUUUUCAUUUUGUAAAUCUUAAAUCUCGUUUAAUUAAAUCGCACUGAUUCUUUGUAUAUGGUACCGACGGACGAAACAGUAAAUAAAACAUUAUUACAUA